This is a messenger RNA of Fonsecaea erecta, 1131 nucleotides long. RefSeq lists its product as hypothetical. Lineage: Eukaryota; Fungi; Ascomycota; Eurotiomycetes; Chaetothyriales; Herpotrichiellaceae. The transcript has a single exon. The record is from RefSeq and is a predicted model, not a curated record. Bases 1 to 1131 code for a protein of 376 amino acids.
AUGCCGACGACAUCGACGAUGAAAGGGAAGAUCCCGCCUGUCUUCUACGUCGGCGGGGAGUACAUACGGGACGAGGAAGGGACGCACAUGAGCGGGCAAAUGUGCGUGCGACACUACGGCGGCGGCGACGACGGGGGCAACAACGACGCCCCUGAUCGGCCGGCAGUCAUCUUCAUCCACGGCGCCGCGCAGACGGGGACACACUUUGAAGUCACCCCCGACGGCCGGCCGGGGCUGGCGCUCCUGCAGGCCCGGCAGCAGCAGCAGCAGCAGCAGCAGCAGGACGAUAAUGGGUGGCCGUGCUACGUGGUCGACCUGGUCGGCGUGGGCCGGUCGCGGUACCACCACGGCGACAUGGGCCCCCUGAAGCACUACACCGUCGAGCAGCUGCAGGCGGUGUUCACGGCGCCGGACCCUGAUGCCUGGCCGACAGCAUCACUGCACAGGCAGUGGCCCGGCACGGGCAGGAUGGGCGACGCGCACUUCGACGCCUUUUACGCCAGCCAAGUCGGCCACAACGCCGACUACAAGGCCAUGGAACAGUGGGUGCGCAAGGCGGCGCGGGCGCUCCUGACCAAGACGGGGCCGGCGUACCUGGUCACGCACUCCCAGUCGGGUCCGCUGGGGUGGCACAUCGCCGACGAAUGCCCCGACAUGGUCAAGGGGAUCGUGGCGCUGGAGCCGCACGGCCCGCCGUUCGAGCCUCCGGACGUGGCGCCGUUCAACAAACGACCAGGUAUGGUCGGGACGCUGCUGCAUCCGUUCGGGGCCACGACGACGCCGCUGCACUUCGCGCCCGCGCUGGCCGCCGACGCCACGCAGCUCAGCUACGAGCGGUGUGGUCCUGAGGCGGUGUGUCGCCAGACACGGCCGCCACGACAGCUCGUCAAUCUCACCUCCAUCCCCGUCCUGCUCGUCACCGCCGAGGCCUCCUACCACGCCGCGUACGACCACCUGACGGCCGACUUCCUCCGUGACGCGGGCGUGCCCGUUGAACACGUCUAUCUUGCCGACAGGGGCAUCAGGGGGAACGGCCACUUGAUGGCCAUCGAGGCGAACAACGAGGAGAUCCAGAAGUUCAUCAAUCAAUGGCUGGUAAAGACGGAAGGAAAUCGACGAGGGGAAGCUUGA